ACCGCAGAGGCGCGCCGCACUCACAUCCUCAGCUGCCCGCCGAAACCCUAAAGCCGCAUCGCCUAGCCGCCCGAAUCCCUCAUGCUGCGCGCCGCGGCGGCGGCCGCCGCCGCCUUCCCGGUGCGGUUCGCCGCCGCGCCGGUCCUGGCGCCAGCGGCGGCGGAGGUGAGGUCGCCGGUGCUCAGGGUCUUGGGGGCGCUGGGAGGCGGCCGGAGCUCCGUGCUGGGGAGGAGGGCGCGCUUCUGCUCCAGCUCCUCCGGAAAUGACUCCGAGGCGGCGGCGGCAGCAGCGGAGGCGAAGGCCGAGGAUGCUGUCGCUGCGGAGGGCGAGGCGGACGGCAAGGAGUCCUCCGCCAUUGUGGCCACCACGCCCCGUCCAGAGGAUUGCCUCUCGGUCAUAGCACUGCCUCUUCCACAUCGACCACUCUUUCCAGGAUUUUAUAUGCCGAUCUAUGUAAAGGACCAAAAACUGCUGCAAGCCUUGGUAGAAAAUCGCAAAAGAUCAGUCCCAUAUGCUGGUGCCUUUCUUGUGAAGGAUGAAGAAGGUACUGACCCUAAUAUUGUGGCCAGUUCAGAUUCAGAUAAUAAAAGCAUUAGUAAUCUCAAAGGGAAGGAGUUGUUGGCGCGUCUUCAUGAAAUUGGCACGCUUGCUCAGAUAACUAGCAUUCAAGGCGAUCAGGUAGUGCUGCUUGGUCACCGACGAUUACGGAUAUCUGAAAUGGUUGAGGAGGACCCACUUACAGUUAAAGUUGAGCAUUUGAAGGAAGAUACCUACAAUAAGGAUGAUGAUGUUAUAAAAGCAACCUCGUUUGAAGUUAUAUCAACUUUAAGGGAUGUUCUCAAGACAAGUCCCCUUUGGAAGGAUCAUGUACAAACCUACGUACAGCACGUGGGUGAUUUCAACUACCCACGGUUAGCGGACUUUGGUGCUGCUAUUUCUGGUGCCAACAAGUUGCUUUGUCAGGAAGUGCUCGAGGAAUUAGAUGUGUAUAAGCGCUUAAAGUUGGCUCUCGAGUUAGUAAAGAAAGACAUGGAGAUCAGUAAGCUGCAGCAAGCCAUUGCCAAAGCAAUUGAAGAGAAAAUUAGUGGGGAUCAGCGCCGUUAUUUAUUAAAUGAACAACUUAAAGCAAUCAAGAAGGAGCUUGGUUUGGAGACUGAUGAUAAAACGGCAUUGUCUGAAAAAUUUAGGGAAAGGCUUGAAGCAAAGAAAGACAAGUGCCCUCCUCAUGUUUUGCAAGUCAUUGAAGAAGAGCUCACCAAGCUUCAGCUGUUAGAAGCCAGUUCUAGUGAGUUCAAUGUAACUCGCAAUUAUUUGGACUGGCUGACAGUAUUGCCAUGGGGAAAUUAUAGUGAUGAGAACUUUGAUGUCCAUCAUGCCCAACAAAUUCUUGAUGAAGACCAUUAUGGUCUGAGUGACGUUAAAGAGAGAAUAUUGGAAUUCAUAGCAGUUGGGAAGCUAAGAGGGACUUCACAAGGAAAGAUCAUAUGUCUUUCUGGGCCACCAGGAGUCGGUAAAACUAGUAUUGGUCGCUCUAUUGCACGUGCAUUGAACCGGCAAUUCUACAGAUUUUCUGUUGGAGGUUUGGCUGAUGUCGCAGAAAUCAAGGGGCAUCGGCGUACAUAUGUUGGUGCAAUGCCAGGGAAGAUGGUGCAAUGUCUCAAAUCAGUCGGGACAGCAAAUCCUCUGGUAUUGAUAGAUGAGAUCGACAAGCUUGGGAGAGGGCACUCUGGUGAUCCAGCGAGUGCGUUGCUGGAACUUCUGGACCCUGAGCAGAAUAUUAAUUUUCUGGACCACUACCUUGAUGUUCCUAUUGACCUGUCCAAGGUUCUGUUUGUCUGCACAGCAAAUGUUAUUGAUACAAUACCAAAUCCGUUACUUGAUCGGAUGGAGAUCAUUACAAUAGCUGGUUAUAUAACUGAUGAGAAGAUGCAUAUUGCUCGGGACUAUCUAGAGAAGAAUACUAGAGAGGCCUGUGGCAUUAAACCUGAACAGGUUGAAGUUACAGAUGCUGCUUUUCUUGCUCUUAUUGAGAAUUACUGCCGAGAAGCAGGAGUGAGAAACCUUCAAAAGCAGAUCGAGAAAAUUUACCGUAAGAUAGCUCUGCAGCUUGUUCGCCAAGGAGUAUCUAAUGAGCCGGACCAACAGGCUGUAACUGUCACAGCCAGUGAAGCACCUAAUGAUGGUGGUAGUGCAGCAAUAGGGAAAGAUGAGAAUUUGAAGGAUCCUGCUAGCGCUUCUGAGGAAGCCAAGGAAGUACAUUCGACGAAAGAAACAAUAGUCGAUGUCACACAUCCAACUGAAGCACCCCAAGAAGCUUCUACAACUGAGUCAGCUCUAUCAAAGGAUGAACUGAGCACACUAGAGGGCAACAAAGACACGAAACAAGCAAAACAAGAGGUAGAUGACAAGGCAGUUGAGAAGGUACUAGUUGAUUCAUCAAACCUUGAUGAUUUUGUCGGGAAACCGGUAUUCCAAGCUGAGCGUAUAUAUGACCAGACUCCUGUUGGAGUGGUCAUGGGUUUAGCUUGGACUGCUAUGGGUGGUUCUACUUUAUACAUUGAAACAACAAAAGUGGAGGAAGGAGAAGGGAAAGGUGCGCUUGUGCUGACAGGGCAGCUUGGAGAUGUCAUGAAAGAGAGCGCUCAAAUUGCUCACACAGUUAGUAGAGCUAUAUUACAAGAUAAAGAGCCAGAUAAUCAGUUUUUUGCAAACUCGAAGGUGCACUUGCAUGUUCCUGCAGGGGCCACCCCUAAGGAUGGCCCUAGUGCUGGAUGUACCAUGAUUACAUCAAUGUUGUCCUUGGCUAUGGGAAAGCCUGCCAAGAAAGACCUUGCAAUGACUGGUGAAGUAACAUUGACUGGCAGAAUCCUCCCAAUUGGCGGGGUAAAAGAGAAGGCCAUUGCAGCACGGCGAAGCUCUAUAAAGACAAUUAUAUUUCCAGCAGCGAAUAAAAGGGAUUUCGACGAGCUUGCUGCCAACGUGAAGGAGGGUCUCGAGGUUCAUUUUGUAGACACAUAUAGUGAAAUAUACGAGUUGGCUUUCCAGAGCGAGACCGAAACAAGCUAGCACAAGCUAGCAAGCAAUUCAAACAAAGUAUUCAGAUUGUACAAGGUCUUUGGUGGACACUGAAUGCUCAAAGAAGUUUGCAGCUAGACCAUUCUUAGCAAGGACAGGAGUAACUUGUUGUCGUGGUGAUUUAAGAAUUUUUUUGACAACAAUGUUUGUAGCUAGGUAGCUCGGGAGGCAUCACAAAUAAGUAAAGUAGAGCAUGUAAACUAAUCCUGGAGUGCAAAAUGUAGAUGCACCAGGAUAUGCAAGUUUUGCCAACGAUAGUACGUCUUUUUGCCAUUGGUUCAUUUCAACUUCUUUCUUGUUUUGAAAGAUGUUUUUGAAGUUUGAGCUCCUGGCUGACCAUGUAAUGUGCCUCGUUACCUAUUUCUGACGCCAAUUUGUCCUCGGGGAAAAGUUCGGGGUUAGCAGGACA
Messenger RNA from Brachypodium distachyon (stiff brome), 3484 nucleotides. RefSeq names its product lon protease homolog, mitochondrial. Gene Ontology annotation, cellular component: mitochondrial matrix. The transcript has 20 exons. Gene Ontology annotation, molecular function: single-stranded DNA binding; ATP-dependent peptidase activity; ATP hydrolysis activity. The coding region runs from base 82 to 3066 and encodes 994 amino acids. The record is from RefSeq and is a predicted model, not a curated record. Gene Ontology annotation, biological process: protein quality control for misfolded or incompletely synthesized proteins; chaperone-mediated protein complex assembly; mitochondrion organization. Lineage: Eukaryota; Viridiplantae; Streptophyta; Magnoliopsida; Poales; Poaceae.